AUGAGUGCGGUGCCCCUCGUGGGCUACAGCAGCAGCGGCUCGGAGGAUGAGGCCGAGGCCGGGGCCCGGGUUCGGCCGGGGGCUGAAGGCCGCAGUCGGCGCCAGAGCCCCCUUCCCAGCCAGAGGUUGCCAGUACCCGACAGUGUGCUGCACAUGUUCCCUGGCACUGAGGAGGGGCCUAUGGAUGAUAGUGCAAAACAUGGGGGCCGGGUGCGCACAUUUCCCCACGAGCGUGGCAACUGGGCCACCCAUGUCUACGUACCUUAUGAAGCUGGGGAGGAGUUCCUGGACCUGCUUGACGCACUGCUGUGCCACGCGCAGACAUAUGUCCCCCGGCUGGUGAGGAUGGAAGCCUUCCACCUCAGCCUGUCCCAGAGCGUGGUUCUGCGCCACCACUGGAUCCUCCCCUUCGUGCAGGCUCUGAAAGACCGAGUGGCCUCCUUCCAGAGAUUCUGCUUUACCGCCGACAGGGUAAAGAUUUACACCAAUCAAGAGAAAACCAGGACCUUUGUUGGGCUGGAGGUCACCUCAGGGCACGCCCACUUCCUGGACCUGGUUGCAGAGGUAGACAGGGUCAUGGAGGAGUUUGACCUCAGCACUUUCUACCAGGACCCCUCCUUCCACAUCAGCCUGGCCUGGUGCGUGGGUGACGCGCGUCUACAGAUGGAAGGGCCAUGCCUGCAGGAACUACAGGGAAUCGUGGAUGAGUUUGAAGACUCUGAGAUGCUGCUGCGUGCAUACGCCGAGCAGAUCCGCUGCAAGUCUGGGAACAAAUUCUUCUCGAUGCCUUUGAAGUGA
Messenger RNA from Rangifer tarandus platyrhynchus (Svalbard reindeer), 798 nucleotides. The record is from the annotation of a GenBank genome assembly. Lineage: Eukaryota; Metazoa; Chordata; Mammalia; Artiodactyla; Cervidae.